This is a messenger RNA of Drosophila willistoni, 1479 nucleotides long. RefSeq names its product hairy/enhancer-of-split related with YRPW motif protein (gene Hey). NCBI's taxonomy places the organism in Eukaryota, Metazoa, Arthropoda, Insecta, Diptera, Drosophilidae. Gene Ontology annotation, cellular component: nucleus. Gene Ontology annotation, molecular function: protein dimerization activity; RNA polymerase II cis-regulatory region sequence-specific DNA binding; DNA-binding transcription factor activity, RNA polymerase II-specific. The coding region runs from base 127 to 1374 and encodes 415 amino acids. The transcript has 3 exons. Gene Ontology annotation, biological process: regulation of transcription by RNA polymerase II; anterior/posterior pattern specification; regulation of neurogenesis. The record is from RefSeq and is a predicted model, not a curated record.
CGAUAAGUCACGUGCUCAAAAACUAGCUCCGAUUCCAGUGCAAGAAACUCUGUGCUCCGAAAGAGUGAAACAUAACAUAUACACAGAUAAAAGUGUGUUCAGUGUCAAGUGUACAAAAUAUUCAAUAUGGAUCACAACAUGCAUGUCAAUGCGCCACUGCAUCAUUGGGGCUAUGGUGCUGCUGCUUCCGUAGCUGCCAUGCCGCCGUCUACAUCCCAAAGCCAUUGGGUGCCACCGCCGCAGAGUCAUAGUCAUCACAGUCAUCAUAGCCAUCAUAGUCACAAUAGCCUGAAGCGUGCCCUCUCCGAGAGUGACUGUGAUGAACUCUACUCGGAGGAAUCCUCCAAAGAACAAAUCUCGCCCAGUGAACCAGGAAGUUGCCAACUAAUGAGCCGCAAGAAACGCCGCGGAGUUAUCGAAAAGAAGCGUCGUGAUCGCAUUAACUCCUCACUGACCGAACUCAAGCGUCUGGUGCCUUCUGCCUAUGAGAAACAAGGAUCUGCCAAAUUGGAAAAGGCUGAAAUCCUACAAUUAACCGUGGAGCAUCUGAAGAGCCUUCAAUCAAAAACAUUGGACUCGCUCAACUAUGAUCCUCAGCGUGUGGCCAUGGACUAUCAUACGAUUGGCUUCCGCGAAUGCGCAGCCGAGGUGGCUCGCUAUCUGGUGACCAUUGAGGGCAUGGAUAUACAGGAUCCUCUGCGGCUGCGUCUUAUGUCGCAUUUGCAGUAUUUCGCCCAGCAACGGGAAUUGUCGGCAAAAUCGGCAUGCGCCAGUCCAGGAGGUGGUGGCUGGUCCUCGGCUAAUCCUAGUGCUGGCUAUCAGCCGAAUUGUGCUGCCACGCCCUAUCAGGGUUAUGUACCUGCUGGCAACUCAGGAGCAUAUGUGCAUAGUUAUCCAACUUUGAGUUCAGCAUCGCCACAACAUGUGACCAGAUCAAGUGUAUCGCGGACAAGUGGAGCAGGUCCUAGUGAGAUGCAUGAGAGCCGGGUGGAGGCAACUAGCCAGCAACAUCAGCAGGCACCUCAACCAGCACCACAAACCCAGCAGCAGCAGCAACCGCAGCAACAGCAGCCACCACAACAACAACAACAACAACAGCAACAACAACAGCAGCAACAACAACAACAACAACAACAGCAGCAAUCACACUAUACACAGGAACAUCCAGAUCAACAGGUGCCCACCUAUAUUGAGCUUACCAAUAGCCAUCGCAAUGAGCCCGCCUCCAUAACAGCCGAAAGUCUUAGCUAUAGCACUGCUCCACAAUAUCCAGUGAAUGGAAAUCAGGAUUACAACAAUGCUAGCGCCCUUCAAUAUGCCACGCCCAAUGGAGCCAAACCCUAUCGUCCCUGGGGCGCCGAAAUGGCCUACUGAGAGAACUGAACGGAAAACUUCAAGGAAAAUCAAGUGAAAAAUUGUAUACCCACAUCUAGUCAGAGCAAAUCCAAGUGUGAUAGUCUUGAGUUGCGAAUCCUUGUU